AUGAAUUUCGCCAGCGAGGGUGGUAUUACAUCGCUCUAUUCCUCAGCUAGGAAGGGUAACCUACCUGUCGUGGGGACGUUGCUGUCAAACGGAGCAACCAUACAGGCCGAUCAUAGGAAUCGACGGACACCCUUACAUUUAGCGGCAGCUGGUGGGUAUAAUGAGAUAUUAGACUUGCUUCUUGAGAAUGGCGCUGAUGUGAAUGCGCGCGAUGUCAAUGGGCUUACCGCUGUAUCUCUAGCAAUGAUGCUGGGGCAUGAACACACCGUGCAACUACUUAUUGACAAGGGCGCUGAUACGAGGGUCAAGAAAGAUGGAGUUAGCCUACUCCACAUGACCGCGGGCCGUGGUCUUGGAGAAAUCGCAGAUCUACUCAUCACCCGGGGAGCCGCAAUCGAUGAUUUUGCAGAUGAUGAGUUGGCGACAUUUGCAUUAUGCUGCCAGAGGUGCGGGCAGGGCCUCGUUACUCCACUGCAUCUGGCGACAGAGAGCGGCCAGGCCGAGAUGGUUCAGCUCCUCGUCAGGAAUGCGGCACACCCUAACAUACCUGAUUGCGAUGGACUCACGGCGUUCCACCAUAGUGUAGCAUGCGGAUAUAUGGAGAUUGCGAUAUUCCUCGGAUCUGGUGGAGAUCCUUCUCUCCAGGAUCUUUUUGGCAGGACUGCACUACAUCUAGCAGUCCAGGAGAAGCAGGACCACACGGUGCAAUUCCUCAUAUAUGACGGUGCUCAAGUGGAUGCUCGGGACGAUACCGAUAUGACGCCUUUACAUCUAGCGGCGGUGGUUGGCAACACAACUUCAGCACAGAUACUUGUCGCGAACGGUGCUGAUAUCAUGGCUGGACCGUCGUAUAGCGCCGGACGGGCCCAGAAAGCGAUCAUCGCCAGGGUAAAUGGAAUACUGGCUCAACCGGAAAACGCACCGCUGGCGACAUCUCUAAGAGCUGUUAUCCGUUUAGCGGCCGAUGAAGCCCAACUACCAGACACAGUCCGUUUAAGUAUACACAGGAUGGCGGAGACUAUAGAGUUCACGCCAUCCAAGUCCCUUGGUCUCUCGCAUAGCCAACUGAGCAUGGUCUCGGUGUUCAGGCGUGAGGUAUUUGACGUCCUGGAAGAUCCAGCUAUUUUUCUUGACGGUGGAUGGACACCACUUCACAUCGCUGCAUUCAAUGGCUGGGAAGAGUUGGUGCGGCUCCUAGUUCAUCAGGGUGCAGUAAUUGAUUCACUAACAACCAGGGGUCUAUCGGCAAUUCAAAAUGCUGCGGAUCGAGAGCACAGAAAUGUCGUGCGGCUUCUGGAACAGCUUGGGUCAAAGGUCUCUUACCUUAAUCAAGACAUCCGGGAAGAGAAUUGCGUGUCUGAAAGGGCAAAAGAAGAGCAAGAUAUGCGAUCGAUCUCGAUUUCUACUUUCGAAGAAGCCAUGGCGGGACUGAGUUUUGCGACGGUGUAG
Messenger RNA from Aspergillus calidoustus, 1449 nucleotides. NCBI's taxonomy places the organism in Eukaryota, Fungi, Ascomycota, Eurotiomycetes, Eurotiales, Aspergillaceae. The record is from the annotation of a GenBank genome assembly.